GACCUGCCCCGCCACCGCGCGCCGUGCCCGGACGUGGGUCCACUCGCGACUGCUGAGACCUCGGACUAGCCGCGUCCGAUCUUCCAAGCGGCGGCGGCGGCGGCGGCGGCGCGGCUGUUGCUAAGGAGGGGACGCGCGGGGCAGCACGGCCCGAGCGGCGGACGGCACCGAGCGCGGCCUCCUGAGCGGCGCCCCCUCCUGCGGACCCUCCCCCACGCCCGGCGCCCGUGAGAGCAGCGGCGAGUGCCGCCCCCGCCCCCGGAAGGCGCCCCGACGAGCCCACGCGACCCCGGAGCGCUGCUCGGAUCCGUGACUGCUGGCCUCCUUCCGCUCCGCCCCGAGGACUUUGUCGGAGGGGACGCGCGCGGACCGCCCCCCCAGGGGAGCCCCCCUCCCCGCACGGCCCGGAGGCGCGGCGAGGAUUGGCGGCGCCCCGCGGACCCCAGCCCUCCUGCGCGGGCCGGGGAUGGAGCCGCAGCCCGGCGGCGCUCGGAGCUGCCGGCGCGGGGCCCCCGGCGGCGCCUGCGAGGUGGGCCCGGCGGCCGAGGCGGCGCCCAUGAGCCUGGCCAUCCACAGCACGACGGGCACCCGCUACGAGCUGUCCGUGCCCCCGGACGAGACGGUGGAGGGGCUGCGCAAGCGGCUGUCCCAGCGGCUCAAAGUGCCCAAGGAGCGCCUGGCGCUGCUCCACAAAGACACCCGGCUCAGUUCGGGGAAGCUGCAGGAGUUCGGCGUGGGGGAUGGCAGCAAGCUGACGCUGGUGCCCACCGUGGAGGCGGGCCUCAUGUCGCAAGCCUCGAGGCCGGAGCAGUCGGUGAUGCAGGCCCUGGAGAGCCUGACCGAGACGCAGCCCCCAGUGGCGCCCGGGCCGGGCCGGGCUGGCGGAGGCGUCUUCCGGAAAUACCGAUUCAUUUUAUUUAAGCAUCCGUGGCACCGACAGGGACCCCAGAGCCCAGAGAGGGGCGGCGAGAGGCCCCAGGUCAGUGACUUCUUGUCCGGCCGCUCGCCGCUGACCCUGGCGCUGCGCGUGGGUGACCACAUGAUGUUCGUCCAGCUGCAGCUUGCCGCCCAGCACGCCCCACUGCAACACCGCCACGUGUUAGCCGCAGCCGCUGCCGCAGCCGCCGCGGCCCGGGGGGACCCCAGCAUGACCGCCCCCGUGUCCUCUCCCUGCCGGCCCGUGUCCAGUGCUGCCCGAGUCCCCCCGAUGUCCAGCAGCCCUGCCCCUGCGUCCCCCUCACCUGUCACAGCUGGCUCUUUCCGAUCCCACUCAGCUUCUACUACCUGCCCCGAGACUUUGGAUUCCAGGGGCUGUCCUUGCACCCUGCAGCUUACGGGCCUCCCUCCCCCUGACCAGCAGAUGGACUGCUCCCCGCCUGCCAGUUCUGGUGCCAGCCCCACUUCCACCCCCGGGGGGAGCCCUACCUCCCGCUCCCGCAAACCCGGCGCUGUCAUUGAGAGCUUCGUGAACCACGCCCCGGGGGUCUUCUCAGGGACCUUCUCUGGCACACUGCACCCCAACUGCCAGGACAGCAGCGGGCGGCCACGGCGUGACAUCGGCACCAUCCUACAGAUCCUCAAUGACCUUCUGAGUGCCACACGGCACUACCAGGGCAUGCCCCCGUCCCUGACCCAGCUGCGCUGCCAUGCUCAGUGCACACCCGCCUCGCCUGCCCCGGACCUCACCCCCAAAACUACCUCCUGUGACAAGCUGGCGGCCACAGCCCCGGCCUCCCUGAGCCAGGCCCGCAUGUGCAAGCCCCUGGGGGACCGGCUGCGGCAGACGGAGAACCGCGCCACGCGCUGCAAGGUGGAGCGCCUGCAGCUGCUGCUCCAGCAGAAGCGGCUCCGCAGGAAGGCCCGGCGCGACGCCCGGGGUCCCUACCACUGGCCGCCCAGCCGCAAGGCCGGCCGCAGCGACACCAGCGGCGGCGGGGGAGGCGGCGGCCCCAGCGAGGCCUCCGGCCUGGGCCUCGACUUCGAGGAGUCCGUCUGGAAGCCGGAAGUGAACCCCGACAUGAAGUCCGAGUUUGUGGUGGCCUAGGAACCGCGUCCCUCGCCCCAGCAGCCUGGGCCCACGGUCCCCGGCGAGGCCUGCGCGCGGAGGGCAGGCGGCCGGGCAGCGGGAGGCCCCUCCCUCCCCGCCAGCUUCCUUCUGGUUUUUUUGUUUUCUCGUUUUGUUGGUUUUUUUGUUUUGUUUUUUGUUUGUAUUUUUUUUAAUUUCCAUUCUUACCAUGGUUUUCCAAACUCUCCGUGGACUUGGCUCCUGCCUCCCUGUUCCCCGCCUCUUCCUCCCGUCGUCGCGGCUCCCGUCCUCGGCCUGAGCUGGGUCCUUCCCCGCCCACUUCCCAAGCUCCAAUAUGUAGCAGUCACUCCAGAUGGUUGAGAGUGGGACGAGACGAGGAAGCCGCCCCCACCCCUUCAGGUUGAAGUCAAAAACGUAGAUGCCUCAUGAUGCACUUUACAGACGGGCAGGGCCUGGGAGGGAAGUCCCGCUGCAGCUGGCGGCCCGCGGCCCGGCGACGGAGCCGGCCUGCACGCUGCUCGGCCGCUUCUCCUCCACAUCUGUGCUUUUUUCUCUUGGUCUCUUUUUCCAGGAAAAAAAAAAAGAAAAGGCGCUUCAGUAGGCUGGCCCCAGCCUGCCUUGGGGUUCAGGUGGGGGCGUGGGGCCCUCUCCUAGUAGGGAAGAGAGAGGGAGGGGGACAGACCAGCCGCCAGCCUUCGCGUCCACGCACUGUGCCAUUUCCUCCUGCCCCACCCCCUUUUUGUUCUGAGCUUGGGGUAUUUAUAGACUAUUAAUUUUCUGAGCCAAUAGUGGUUGGGAGUCUCUUGAAAACUCGGGAGAGAAAUGGUUGGGGGCACAGGGGAAAUGACCCCCAGCCCUCCUUCCUGGCCCAACCUGAGGGAUCUGGGCCUGUGGCUGUGUCUGCAGGCCCUCUGGCAGCCAGGAGGGGAGGGGGUGCUGAGCUGUGAAGCCCCCGGUAGGGGUGACGCUGUGUAGCAUUAACCCCCUUGGGGGGGGUCGCUGCUGGUUUAAAUUGGACCCUCCCCACUCAUGCCCUUAACCCCAGAUUCCCCUGGGGCAGAGGGACAAGCCCCCUACUGGGGCCAUUUCAAUGGGGGUGGAGUUUUUUUUUUUCAUUCACGUAUUUUUUACUGAUAAUGGAGAUGAUCGGGCCCUGCCCCCACCCCCAGUCUUGUCCUUGCCCCAACUUUCUGUCCUCCAGACACCCCCACCCCCCACCUGUUCCUUCAUCCUAUUGUAGGUGAAUCCCCCCCCAUUAUGUGUUUAAAGUUAAUGGUUUCGGAUGUGAACAUCAUGUGUUAACUGUAGCUCUGUAAACUUUUUUGUGGGGUGGGGUGGGGAGGGAGGGAUCAGAGGGUAGGGGUCAAGGAUUUGUUUUUUGUUUGUUUUCAUUUUCCAAAAAAAAAAAGAAAAAGGAGAAAAAAGGAGUGGGUUUGUUUUUGAAGAACUGUCUUGGAUACCUAUUUAAAUGUGUUCUGUUUUGUUUUUUUUUUAACGAUUUUUAAAUAACACCUGUGCCUCCGCGGGUCUGAGGGUGGAGGCCCCAGGCAGGAACCAGCCCGCCCCCCUCUGCCCUCACCAGGGCUCCCCCAAGAAAGCAUUACCCACCCUCGGGGUUCGGGCUGUGGGGUGUCCCGGCACCUUGCGUGAGUUUCCUGUAUGAAAACAAAAUUGGGAAAGAUAAACCUAUACCAACACCGUGAUUUCAAGUAAUAAACAGAAAAUGAAACAAGUGAA
Messenger RNA from Canis lupus familiaris (dog), 3763 nucleotides. It is a transcript of the gene MIDN, whose product is annotated as midnolin. The transcript is spliced from 9 exons. The record is from RefSeq and is a predicted model, not a curated record. Gene Ontology annotation, cellular component: nucleus. Gene Ontology annotation, molecular function: protein binding. Lineage: Eukaryota; Metazoa; Chordata; Mammalia; Carnivora; Canidae. Bases 467 to 2044 code for a protein of 525 amino acids.